AUGGAAAUUUUUUGGAAGACGUGGACGUGGAUUUUGAGCCUAGUUAUGGUUUCAUCGGAAUUUCACAGUGACAACAGGCUUUCAUAUAGUUCUCAAGAGGAAUUCCUGUCUUACCUUGAACACUACCAACUAACAAUCCCAAUAAGGGUUGAUCAAAAUGGAGCCUUCCUCAGCUUUACUGUGAAAAAUGCUAAACCCUCAAGGAGGAGGAGGAGCACAGACCCUUAUGACCAAGAACUGGCAGCAUCUAAAUUAUUUUUUAAACUUUCUGCCUAUGGCAAGCACUUUCAUUUAAACCUGACUCUCAACACAGAUUUGGUGUCCAGACAUUUUACAGUAGAAUACUGGGGGAGAGAUGGACCGCAAUGGAAACACGAUUUUUUAGACCACUGUCAUUACACAGGAUAUUUGCAAGACCAACACAGUACAACUAAAGUGGCCUUAAGCAACUGCAAUGGUCUGCAUGGAGUUAUUGCUACAGAAGAUGAAGAGUAUUUUAUUGAGCCUUUAAGGAAUAUAACAGAAGAUUCUAGUAACUUUAAUUAUGAGAGUGGUCAUCCUCAUGUUAUAUACAAAAAAUCUACCAUGCACCAACAACAUCUGUAUGAUAACAGUCACUGUGGAGUCUCAGACCUCACAAGAAGCAGUAAACCUUGGUGGAUGAGUGAUGCAUCUGCUUUUCCAGCUUCAAUUCCAGUCAAUGACACGUUAAGUAGUCACAAUCGACAGAAAAGAUCAGUAAGCCUUGAACGGUUUGUGGAAACACUGGUAGUAGCAGACAAAAUGAUGGUGGGAUACCAUGGCCGCAAAGACAUUGAACACUACAUUUUGAGUGUAAUGAAUAUUGUUGCCAAACUUUAUCGUGAUUCCAGUCUAGGAAACGUUGUGAAUAUUAUAGUGACUCGUUUAAUUGUCCUCACUGAAGAUCAGCCAAACUUGGAGAUAAACCACCAUGCAGACAAGUCCCUCGAUAGCUUCUGUAAGUGGCAGAAAUCCAUUCUCUCCCACCAAAGUGAUGGAAACACCAUUCCAGAAAAUGGGAUUGCCCACCAUGAUAAUGCGGUUCUUAUUACUAGAUAUGAUAUCUGCACUUAUAAAAACAAGCCUUGUGGAACACUGGGCUUGGCCUCUGUGGCUGGAAUGUGUGAGCCUGAAAGGAGCUGCAGCAUUAAUGAAGACAUUGGCCUAGGUUCAGCUUUUACCAUUGCACAUGAGAUUGGUCACAAUUUUGGUAUGAACCAUGAUGGAAUUGGAAAUUCCUGUGGGACCAAAGGUCAUGAAGCAGCAAAGCUAAUGGCAGCUCAUAUAACAGCGAACACCAACCCUUUCUCCUGGUCAGCCUGCAGUCGGGAUUACAUCACGAGUUUUUUGGAUUCGGGCCGUGGUACUUGCCUUGAUAAUGAGCCUCCCAAGCGUGACUUUCUUUACCCAGCUGUGGCCCCAGGUCAGGUGUAUGAUGCUGAUGAGCAGUGUCGCUUCCAGUAUGGAGCAACAUCCCGCCAGUGUAAAUAUGGGGAAGUGUGUAGAGAGCUCUGGUGCCUCAGUAAAAGUAAUCGCUGUGUUACCAACAGCAUUCCAGCAGCUGAAGGUACUCUUUGCCAAACAGGGACCAUUGAAAAGGGG
Molecule: messenger RNA, 1623 nt
Organism: Merops nubicus (carmine bee-eater)
Lineage: Eukaryota; Metazoa; Chordata; Aves; Coraciiformes; Meropidae
Product: A disintegrin and metalloproteinase with thrombospondin motifs 6-like
Exons: 11
Biological process (GO): proteolysis
Molecular function (GO): metalloendopeptidase activity
Source: RefSeq, a predicted model, not a curated record